ACCCAACACCAAUCCACCAAAACUGUAAACAGCGCAACACAGACUUUGCGCUUCAGAACAACUCUGGACAUGGCCGGAGUACUUGGAACUUCCUCUUCAGCAAUCUUCGCCUCUAGACCCCUUUCUUCUCCCUCCUCUAAAUCUCCCAUUUUCCCUCUCUUCCCAAGUCCAGGGCAGGGUCAAGGGAGGAAGUUCUAUGGAGGGAUUAAGAAGGGCAGAUCUCGAUUACAUGUUUCAAUUUCCAAUGUUGCCACUGAAAUCAGCCCUGCUCAAGCACAGGCUCAGAAGCUUGCCUCAAAGGAGACUCAACGGCCAGUGUAUCCAUUUGCUGCUAUAGUAGGACAAGACGAAAUGAAAUUGUGCCUUCUGCUUAAUGUGAUUGAUCCCAAGAUCGGAGGUGUCAUGAUUAUGGGUGAUAGGGGAACGGGGAAGUCCACUACUGUUAGGUCAUUAGGAGACUUACUUCCUGAAAUCCAAGUGGUUUCUGGUGAUCCAUUCAACUCAGAUCCAGAGGAUCCAGAAUCUAUGGGCAUGGAAGUCCGAGAGAGAAUUAUCAAGGGUGAGGAACUUCCUGUGGUGAUGACUAAAAUUAACAUGGUUGACUUACCAUUAGGUGCUACUGAAGAUAGAGUCUGUGGGACAAUUGACAUCGAAAAAGCUCUUACGGAGGGUGUGAAGGCAUUUGAGCCUGGACUUCUUGCUAAAGCUAAUAGAGGAAUUCUCUAUGUGGAUGAAGUUAAUCUCCUAGAUGACCACUUAGUGGAUGUUCUUUUGGAUUCUGCUGCCUCAGGAUGGAACACUGUUGAAAGAGAGGGAAUCUCGAUUUCACAUCCCGCUCGGUUUAUUCUCAUUGGCUCAGGAAAUCCUGAAGAAGGGGAACUUAGGCCACAGCUGCUUGAUCGGUUUGGAAUGCAUGCCCAAGUGGGAACUGUAAGGGAUGCAGAGCUUAGAGUGAAGAUUGUCGAGGAGAGGGCUCGGUUUGAUGGAAAUCCUAAGGAAUUUAGGGAAUCUUACUCGGAAGAGCAGGAGAAGCUCCAACAACAAAUUGACUCAGCCAGGAGGUCUCUUUCCGCAGUUCAGAUAGAUCACGAUCUACGGGUUAAAAUCUCCAAGGUUUGUGCUGAGCUUAAUGUUGAUGGAUUGAGAGGUGACAUAGUCACAAAUAGGGCAGCAAAAGCAUUGGCUUCUCUGAAAGGAAGAGACAAAGUAACAGCUGAGGAUAUUGCUACUGUUAUCCCCAAUUGCUUGAGACACCGACUACGUAAGGAUCCCUUGGAGUCAAUUGACUCUGGCUUACUCAUCAUUGAGAAAUUCUAUGAAGUUUUUAGCUGAGGAAGGUAGCAGACCUUUUAUUUGUAAUUUUUGUUGCACCGUUGCAGUUCAAUUCAGUAUUGUUGUUUUGGUACCUACAGUUUUCUGUUUCCAUUUGCUCAGUAUCUCUGAGUUCGUUUAAGGUUAGAAUGCUCUAGUUACCUAUGUUGUUGAGGAAGGAUGUGGUUGGUUUUGGAAGAACUUAUCCCAUAUAUACAAGUUGACACAUUGUAGUUUCUUUGAGAAUUCUACUUCUCGAAUUCAAAGAUGUACUCUUUUGAUUCACAUGUAACCUCUCUAAAUUUAAUCGAUUUCUAAUGCUUGCCUUUGGUGUGAUGGCUUAUCCGCUGGUAAGUCUUUCACUUUCAUCAACUGCCUAUCAAAAUCAUACUCUGCCUUCCAUUCUGAAUUCUUGCUGUAGA
Messenger RNA from Ilex paraguariensis (yerba mate), 1733 nucleotides. The record is from the annotation of a GenBank genome assembly. NCBI's taxonomy places the organism in Eukaryota, Viridiplantae, Streptophyta, Magnoliopsida, Aquifoliales, Aquifoliaceae.